Acaulospora morrowiae is the source of this 1056-nucleotide messenger RNA. NCBI's taxonomy places the organism in Eukaryota, Fungi, Glomeromycota, Glomeromycetes, Diversisporales, Acaulosporaceae. The record is from the annotation of a GenBank genome assembly.
AUGGAAGCGCAGUGUAAAUGUGUGGAGUGCACAACUUCCCACAUUAUGGAUAAUGAUUACAAGAGAGACUUACAGAAUUUAAUACUUAGAAUGUGUCGGAUGAUCUUUCGUGCACUCCAGGAAGGAACUAAUACGGCCAAUCUGCGAACAAUAAAACAAAAAAUGUAUCACGGAGAUGUCAACUCAAAGUAUGAUUUGGAUCAGUUCAUCGGGAUCUUUAAAUCAGCAAAAUAUUUACCAUACAUCGCCGGAGUUCACCAUGACCCGAUUAGCACGGUCACCUUUGAUUUCAAUUGGGAGAUCAAGGAACACAAAGAGAAUAUGGAUAGCAUCAUCUUAAUUAGUAAAGAUUGGUACAAACCAUUCUUGGAAUAUGUUGGAAAAAUGGACCGAUGGAGGCAGCAUUAUUGGCGAGAUGUUACCGAAUCUUCCCCACACGCCGAGGAACUUCUUCGCAGUAUCAAGGACCGCCUACCCGGGUUUAAAUACCUUUACGAUUUUCAUUGGAAUGUCACCACCACCUUUGAACAGCAACAAGAACCCAGCGUCCUAUUAUUGGCUUCUGAAUGCGGCGUAUUUGCCAUUGUUGUGAUAAAAUUUUGGAAUCAAGACAAUCACCAUAGUGAUGAACCCGAAAUCUAUAAUGAAUGGGUCAGGGCCUAUAAACUUUACGCCGCCGAAAAACAUGGAAACAAGUGUUUGAUGGUAAUUGGAGCCACAUAUACUAAUGAUCCUGACGUCAUGGAACCUCUUGAAUUCGUUGACGAAAUCGAUUACUCAAUUGCGCUCUCAGUACAAUCAUUCGCCACAACAGCACCACAUUUCACCUCACAUUCAAACGUCAAACGCAUAAUCCCGUGGACUUCAAAACCUACGGAGAAUGUUUUACAAGCAGCUCAAGCCCACUUCAGAAGAAUGCCAAUAAAUCCCGGAAAAUGUCCGGCCGUGGUAGGCACAGAAUGGAUAUACUACGGCGGGAAGACCGAUAGUGAAUGCGAUGAAUAUGACUUAAAUGAUGACUACAAAUGUUAUUAUGAUAAUCGCAAUUUUUAUUAA